This is a messenger RNA of Schistosoma margrebowiei, 1875 nucleotides long. The record is from the annotation of a GenBank genome assembly. NCBI's taxonomy places the organism in Eukaryota, Metazoa, Platyhelminthes, Trematoda, Strigeidida, Schistosomatidae.
AUGGAAGCAACAGUUGUUACUCCACUAAAUGCCUCUUCCUUUUCGCGUCAUUUUUCUAUACCUUAUGAACAAGUAAAAGAUCAACGAUGUCCAGAAGUAACUAUUGCUGUAAAUCCGCAUAUAGGAUGGUAUAAAUCAAGUGCUGACCGUAAAAUGUUUCCGUUUCUCAGUACAAAGAAUCCAAUCGAACCAGAUAUCAAAGCAGAGGAUUUUAUUUUAUACAAAAUGGUAACAAAUUAUGAGGAUGUAUUUUAUUGCCGUCGUACACCUGAAAACGAAUCAAUACGUCUGCUGUACUGUUCUCAUGCUUUAAAUCAUUCGCUUAAGUGUCAAACGCUUGUAUCGAAGAAUAAUGAAAAAGAAAAACAAUUCGGUGCAUCUGAUUCUUUACGAGAUCAAGGAUUUCACCGGGCACGUACUCUUAUUUUAGCACCAACUAAAGAAGCGGCUAGGCGAAUAGUUCAUACAUUUUUCCAUUUAAUGCCUAAAGGCUCCACAGUAAGUCACCGACGUCGUUUUGAACGAGAUUUUGGUCCACAACCUGGAGAUACUGACAAAGAGAAGAAAAAGGGAAGAAAACCUAAAGAUUAUGAAGAAUGGUUCAGUGGUAAUUCAAGUGACAAUUUUCGUAUUGGUAUGGCAUUUUCUAAAAAGUCUGUAAAAUUGUAUUCUGCAUUCCGUGAUUCCGAUAUAAUUUUAGCUUCUCCUUUGGGAAUUAAAACUGUUAUCGAUGAUGAAGUAGAGAAAGAAGCUGAUGUUCAAUAUAUCAUAGCAUCUAUCGAAUUGUUGAUUAUCGAUCAAGCUGAAAUGUUAUUAAUGCAAAAUUGGGCUACUGUACAACAGAUUGUCUCUUUACUCAAUCAACGUCCAACUGUUCCUGUGUUUGCAUCAGCUGCACGUAUUCGAUUAUGUUACUUAGCUGGUUAUGGUAAACGUUAUCGUCAAACUUUACUAUUCUCUGCCGUAUCAAAUUUUUUGAUCACAUUAUUAUCAGGUGAAUGCGAAAAUUUUCAAGGCAUGAAUUAUAUACCACCAUUAUCACAUUACCCUGAUUUAUAUCCAACAUUUUUACCCGAUUGGGUACGUAUUCCUGGAUUGAAAGCAUCUAUUCGAACUGGACAGAAACGUCAACAUUCAGAUAUGAAUGAUAUAAAAGAAGGAGAUAAAUCAUUAACAAAUUAUAACUUCAAGUUACAUUUAAUUUCAUUUGUAGUUCCUGGACAAAUUUCUGUUAAAUCAUCUACAAAAUUGGUCAAUGAAAAUAAUCAAUCAGAUUCAGAUGAUGAAAUAGAAAUAUCACCUAAGACGACAACUGAUAAUUCUCUUCAUUGCCUUUCUAAUACCUUAAAAAUAGAUUCAUCAACAAAUUCAUUAUUAUUAUCUACUAAAACACUUGGAUUCACUGAUUACGCAUAUUUAUCAGGACGUAAUGUUUCUAUAGCUCGAUUAAAUGCCUUUAAACAACGAAUAUUACCUAGGCUACGUCGAGGUUCAGAUCCUCGUGUUCUUAUAUAUGUGCCAGAUUUCUACGAUCUUGAAGAAUUGCGCCAAAUUUUACUUGCUGAAUCUUUGGAUUUUUGUUGUAUUAAUGAAUAUACAGAAGACUCAGAAGCUGAACGAUUUCGUACCUUGUUUGGUGAUGGUCGUAUUCGUAUUUUGUUAAUAACUGAGCGUUAUUACUUCUUUCGAAGACGAAAAAUUCGUGGUCCUCAAACAUUUAUUUUUUAUGGUCCACCAACAUUUCCAUGGUUUGUCAAGGAAUUAUACGAUUUUCGACAUUUAGAAAGCGAAAUACAAUACAAUAUGACUAUACUCUAUUGUCAUCCGAUAGAAACUCAUAUUGUAUCUAUGAUAACUGGUUCAGUAGAAUUUUAA